UUAGUGUUCUGUAGAAUCGCAGUAGAUAUUCGGUUGUUGACGGGUUCUGACGUGAGCAGUUAGUGUUGGAGUUUGUUGUCGUGGCUGUGGUAGCAAAAGUUUAUACAAAUUAAAGAAAAUGUCAACGUUACAAACUGUGCUGGGUAAAUUUUACGUGGAAUAUGCUAACAACACACCCAAGAAGUUGAAAAUAAUUGAUGCGUACUUGCUAUACAUAUUCCUAACCGGCGUUAUUCAGUUCGUGUACUGCUGCUUAGUGGGCACAUUUCCAUUCAAUUCCUUCUUAAGUGGAUUUAUUUCAUGCGUGAGCUGUUUCGUCUUAGGAGUUUGUCUGCGACUACAAGUCAACCCUCAGAACAAGAGCCAGUUCUAUGGAAUAAGUCCUGAAAGGGGCUUCGCGGACUUCCUCUUCGCGCACAUCAUUCUUCAUCUUGUAGUUAUGAAUUUCAUUGGAUAGCUGUGGCACAAAUUUCUAUGGCAUUUUUGAUGUUUUUCAAAAAUUGUUUUAAAAUGAUUGCUAAAUAAAUUUGAUAUUUGUUUGUCUUAA
Molecule: messenger RNA, 547 nt
Organism: Schistocerca piceifrons (Central American locust)
Lineage: Eukaryota; Metazoa; Arthropoda; Insecta; Orthoptera; Acrididae
Gene: Dad1
Product: dolichyl-diphosphooligosaccharide--protein glycosyltransferase subunit DAD1
Exons: 2
Coding region: 119-457 (112 amino acids)
Biological process (GO): protein N-linked glycosylation
Cellular component (GO): oligosaccharyltransferase complex; membrane
Source: RefSeq, a predicted model, not a curated record